AUGUCGGAGAAUAACAAGAGUACAACCGCCAAUGCAUCCGCCGGUGCAUCCACCAAGAAACCAGUUGUCAAUCACUCUUCGCCAGUGAAAAAACUACUGCAAUUGUCCCAUUCCCUACAAUUUGCCUGGUUCGUAGGUCAUGUCAUCACCCUAGUGGGCAGCAUCAUCUGCUUUGCCUCAAUGGGGAACCGCUUCUUCUACAGAGUGACUUGGUUCGGUGUCCUAGAGUCCUUUGGUAUCAUUACAUAUCAACACUACUACCCCAAAGCCACUCCUAACGCUCAGAACCAAAUGACCCCUCAGGCAUUGCUUCAAAAUAGUGAUGUCCUAUACUUUGCAUUGGCCUUGGUAUGGUUCUUAACCCCAACCUUCACUUUGGCAUUAGUCCCCUACGCUACCUUCUCGCUCUUCCAUGUGUUGAUCUACUGUAAGAGCGUUUUGAUGCCAGAAGUUAUGAACCUAACCGCUGAAAACAGCAAGCUUGUUUCUAUGAUUGCCAAUUUUGUGCGCAAUUACAACGAGAAGUGUAUGUACUGGGUUGGAACAAUCGAACUAGGCCUAGAAGCUCUCUUGGCCUUGAGAGCUAUGGUCUUCUACACAAGAUCAUGGAUUGUGCUAUUAGCUUACUCAUUGUUCAUCAAGAUCAGAUUCGAAAACUCCAAAUACAUGCAAGCUGCGUUUGCUCAGUGGAGAGUUAGAUUAGACGGUAUCAUGAGCCAUCCUUCUGUCCCCUUGAUUUUCAAGCGCGGAUACGGUAAGGCCAAGUCUAUGCUGAUCAGCGUAUCCCACUUCCGCCUAUCCAAAGCGCAAGCAACAGCAGCCUCGUCAAACAAAACAGAGUAG
Molecule: messenger RNA, 843 nt
Organism: Torulaspora delbrueckii
Lineage: Eukaryota; Fungi; Ascomycota; Saccharomycetes; Saccharomycetales; Saccharomycetaceae
Gene: POM33
Product: nucleoporin POM33
Exons: 1
Coding region: 1-843 (280 amino acids)
Biological process (GO): endoplasmic reticulum tubular network organization; membrane organization
Cellular component (GO): membrane; endoplasmic reticulum
Source: RefSeq, a predicted model, not a curated record